AUCAUCGAGAUUGAAGCUCGCAGUCAACCGGGAGUACCUUGAAAGUAGAUAACAAUUAGAAUUGUGUAAUUUUAGAAAUGUCUAACGCAACACCAGUGAUCAAGCCUUCAAACAAAGAAAACACCCGUGUCUUCCUUGAUGUAGACAUUGGUGGUGAAAGAGUUGGCCGAAUCGUGUUCGAACUGUUUGCUGAUGUUGUCCCCAAAACUGCUGAAAACUUUCGAGCACUCUGUACUGGUGAAAAGGGAACUGGCAAAACCACAGGGAAACCACUCCAUUUCAAAGGAUGUCCUUUUCACAGGAUCAUCAAGCAAUUCAUGAUCCAGGGAGGUGAUUUCUCCAACCAGAAUGGCACUGGAGGAGAGAGCAUCUAUGGGGAGAAAUUUGAAGAUGAGAACUUCUAUUACAAGCACGACAAAGAGGGCUUGCUGAGUAUGGCCAAUUCUGGACCAGCCACCAAUGGCUCCCAGUUUUUCAUCACCACUAUGCCUACUGCUCAUCUAGAUGGCAAACAUGUGGUCUUUGGACAAGUCUUGAAGGGGAUGGGGCUGGUGAAAACACUGGAGGCCAUAGAGACCAACGAGGACACGCCUGUCAAGCCAUGUGUAAUUGCUGAGUGUGGUGAGCAUAAAGAUGGCGACGACUGGGGAGUAGCACCGAAUGAUGGCUCAGGGGACACCCAUCCAGACUACCCAGAGGACUCCAACGUUGACCUAAAAGAUGUUGACAAAGUCCUGUCUGCUGCUGAAGAUAUUAAGAAUAUUGGGAACAACUUCUUCAAGAACCAAGACUGGCAGUCUGCAAUCAAGAAGUACUCCAAAGCUCUCAGGUAUCUGGCGCUUGGCGGAGACGAGCAGGAGAUUGAGAAGGCCCAAGCGAAGCUGGAGCCCACAGCGUUGAGCUGCAUUCUCAACACAGCUGCCUGUAAACUGAAGAUGCAGCUCUGGCAGGAAGCCAUGGACAGUUGUGACGAGGCACUGGAGUUGAACCAGAAAAACACUAAGGCUCUGUUCAGGAGGGCCCAGGCCUGGCAAGGACUGAAGGAGUACAGUAAAGCCAUGAGUGAUCUGAAGAAAGCUCAAGAAAUUGCACCAGAGGAUAAAGCAAUCGGAAACGAGAUGAAGAGAGUCCAGAUAAAAGUGAAGGAGGAAAAGGAGAAAGAGAAGCAAAUCUAUUCCAAAAUGUUUGCAUGAAGGUAUCGGACAAUAAUUUGAUAUAGGCCUAUCCUUAAAGUCCACUUGCCAAUAGUUAUUUCGUUUAGGCAGCUAGCUCCAAUACAGGUCCAUAUUGAAAACCAGGACCGUAUAAUCAUAUUGGCUGUUUAAUGAGUGGCACACAAGGGUAGCUGAAAAUGAAGUAUAGAUACGUAACAAAAUGUAAGCAUUUUUUUUGUUGAGGAAGCAUAAACCUGUCAGCAUUUUGUCAAGAGUAUUUCACUGUAUUAAUUUCAUAUUCUGUCAUGUUUACUCUGAAUAACUAGUGUAAUAUCCCUUUAUUUAUAUUUCUGAAUGUUUAAUAUAAGCCAUAAAGAUGAAAUGUGGUUGGUUAGUUGACUCUAUUUCUAGAAAUUUCCGUACUCCACCUGUAUACAAUGCAAUUAAAUACUACCUGUACGUUCAAUGAGAGAAGUAUAGAGUAAGACACCGAG
Molecule: messenger RNA, 1648 nt
Organism: Salvelinus namaycush (lake trout)
Lineage: Eukaryota; Metazoa; Chordata; Actinopteri; Salmoniformes; Salmonidae
Product: peptidyl-prolyl cis-trans isomerase D-like
Exons: 10
Coding region: 78-1193 (371 amino acids)
Biological process (GO): protein peptidyl-prolyl isomerization; protein folding
Molecular function (GO): protein binding; peptidyl-prolyl cis-trans isomerase activity
Source: RefSeq, a predicted model, not a curated record